AUGAGAUUCAAUAGACGUGUUUCGUUGUCGGAUUUAAAACGGAAAAUCAGUACAAAGAGAGCAAGCCGUUGUGGAAAGCAAAUGUUGAGACUGUUUUACAAAUUUCCGGUUUCAACUGAUCCACUAAAGUUCUCAGAAAUGGAGCUUGAAGAUGAUGACGAUCUAGGGACAAUGAUAGCAAUUUAUUGCCCUCCUAAGAUAGAAAAUCCCAACCCGAUUGAGUUGUUCGCGAAGAUAACUGAAUCAGAUCCGAUUCAAGUUGUAAUUCCAGCAAGCCAGCGUUCUAGAAUUGAUUUUGAUCUUAACGCCUCCUGGGAAGAUCAGUUGGGUUUUGGAUGGUCAAUGCCAACUCCCGAAAAUCCAAAUACCGGCAGAUGUUCGUAUAACAUCCCAAACCCGUGUCCUCGUCUAGAGAUCCAUCCAGAGGUGUUGGCCACCAUAGAAUAUGGUGAUGAAGGGUCUGAUAAUGAUGAUCAGUCCCACCGUGAUCCAAACGAUGAUUUCAGUGACCUUGAUUUGGAUGACAUCCCUGAAGACAUAGACGAGGAAGGGCUGGUGGAGGGUGAAAAUGUAAACCCCCAUUCGGUCGGGAACACGGGGCCUGGUAUAGUUAUAAGAAAAAAUCCGGGGUCUUUCAUGACCGACGUGGAUCCUGAUGUGGCGCUAGCAAACGAGUUUCCAGAAUAUACAAAUAUUGUACUGGCUCACCUACUUGACGAAGAAUUCGGUGAUGAAGAGUUGUUUGUAGGGCAACAAUUCGAUAACAAAAAAGACUGUUUACAUGCUAUAAAACAACUUAGCUUGAAGUUAGGUGUGGAUUAUAAAGUAACGAAGUUGACGCAGCCUUUGUACGUAGGAGAAUGUUGGAAAGCGUCAAGUAGUUGUAAAUGGCAUGUCCAAACCGCGUUAAUGCAGCGGACGCAGAUGUGGAUGAUAAGGAAACUAGAAGGUCCACACACAUGUACGUCUGCUCGUAUGUCGCAAGGCCAUGGAAAGUUAGAUGCAAAAACUAUAUGCAACUGCAUCAUUCUUUUGGUGAAACAGUCGCCCACCAUUCAGGUGUCGAUCCUUAUUAUGGACAUGCAAGCUCGAUUCAAGUAUAAAGUGUCGUACCGAAAGGUAUGGUGGGCAAAGCAAAUGGCGAUACGAGAGUUGUAUGGUGACUGGGAUGCAUCAUACAACGAGCUUCAAGGGUGGAUAGCCGGGAUGUAG
Gossypium arboreum is the source of this 1212-nucleotide messenger RNA. RefSeq lists its product as uncharacterized. The transcript has a single exon. Lineage: Eukaryota; Viridiplantae; Streptophyta; Magnoliopsida; Malvales; Malvaceae. Bases 1 to 1212 code for a protein of 403 amino acids. The record is from RefSeq and is a predicted model, not a curated record.